CCCUGGAUCUUUGAAAGCCUUUGCCUUACUGCAGUAUCCUGGCAUCCAAAAAUUGGCCACGAAAGUCAUUCAAGAGCCCACAGACUUAGCAACCAGGAAGGAGGUUUCCAAGUUUAUGCCCAUUGUUAAGUCAAUUUUGGCGAAGCAUGACUGCUUUCCCCAUCUGAACGUAGAUGUCAUUGAUCUCAUUAAGUGUCAAGUUGAAUCCACGAUCAACCUUUAAUUGAAAGAUGGGCUGGUAAGCCGCCCGUAACAGAACGUGAAGGUGAAACCCGUUUUUCAACCCUCUCCGCACAUCUCCCUCCCCAUCGAGCACCAAGUCCCAAAUUUACUGUUGUUGUCUCUACCAAGUAUCUGUGUUUCUUUUGUAAUAAGCAAGAAGAAGGAUAAAUCAAAGAUGGACACUGGAGUCAACCGUAAUUCCUUCUCUACCAAGAGCUCGUUGGUGGUAGGAUCGGGGUAUCGUCCUUCCUACCGAUGGUCGGAUUCUGCUGGGUUGGCCGGCCUGGGUAUGCAAGAUGAUGUGUUGGACGCCAGCAUCAACUUUGGAGAUGAGAUUUCGUUCAGUCAGAGGGAAACACUCGACAAGGGGAGUGGUCAUAAGAGUAUGGUGGAUAUUUUUCUAGCUCCUGAAAGUGAAAGGGGUGGUGCUGAAAACAUCUUCGGAGCGUCAGUGGUGGGUAUGCAAGUCACAGAAAAGGGCGCCAAAUUGUCCAAGCUGCUUGCGGCCUUGUGCGUAAUUGUGGUGGUGCUUAUCAUCUUUAUCACGGUCCCCAUUGAUGGAUUCCUGUGGGGAUCAAACAGUCAAGAGGUAUCCGGCUCUGGUUCUGUUCCAGCACCCGCUACCCCAGCACCCGUUACCCCAGCACCCACUCCUUCUCCUACCUCCACUGAACCCCCUGCUACCCCCAAAGAAGAAGAAACACCAAAGGAAACGACAACCACCACCACCUCGCGACAGGUUCCCGCGAAUCGUCAUCAAGCCAUUCAUGCCUACAUUUUGGAAAAGAAGGUGACGGUCAACACGGAAGCCUUUGAUGUGCAAUUGUCACCACACUCUCAGGCGCUAGAGUGGCUGGCCAGCGAAGACACGGCGGAACUAGAUAUUCCCGAGUAUCCCGACAACACGCACAAUGUCGGGACACCCGACCAACAGGGGAUUCAACUCUUGCAACGAUACGCCCUGGCCUGUUUCUUUUUCACCAUUGAAGAGGCGUUUGUGGGGCGACGACGAUUGGGAGGAGACGCAAACGCAAACCCGACCGAGGAGGAAUCCAACAACCGCAUGCAAUUUGACAGUACGUGGACUACGGGAGCGGCAUCCGUGUGCCAAUGGUACGGAGUCACCUGCAAUGGCCAAAAGCACGUCACCAGUCUCGAUUUGUCCCAUUCCUUGCUCGUGGGUAGAUUGGUACCCGAAAUUGUUUCCCAGUUUGCACUGCCCGCCAUGACGUCGUUGGAUUUGAGCUACAAUCAGAUUGGAGGGCAGCUGCCAAGUUACGAUGAUCUGCCCCAGGCCAACACCGUACUGGAACAUGUCAAUCUACGACAGAAUCAUUUGGAAUCCACGGUGGAGAAUCUGCCGCAUCAGUUGGAGGCGUUGACCUUUCUGGAUCUGACUGCCAACAAAUUCUUUGGAACACUGCCGGAUGACGAAGACUGGGCUCUCUUGGAUAAAUUAGUCACUCUCAAAAUGGCAGGAAACAAUCUACACGGGCCCCUGCCCCCUGGCAUGGGUGCCUUGUCUAAUGUGGAAUGGUUCCAAUUAGACGGCAAUGCGUUGACGGGAACCAUACCCACUCAAUGGUCCACCAUGACGAGUUUACACACUCUCAAAUUGGCGCACAAUCAGAUUCAAGGGAACCUGCCGGGAUUUUUGGCAGACUUGCCACUGGUCCAUGUGUCCUUGCAAGACAAUCGUAUAGACGGACAAGUACCUUCGUCCUUUGCGAGUCUAACAACCCUCGAAGAUAUGCACUUGCAAAUGAACCAUCUUGCUGGUGCCAUGCCAAGUCAAGUAUGUGAUCUAAUGGAAAAUGGCUCCUUGGAAAAGCUGACUGCCGAUUGCAAAGCUCCCAAGGUUGAAUGCUCCUGUUGCACCGUGUGUUAUUAGUUUCUUUGGCGGCAUUCUAUUGCGUCGAUGCUCUGACGUGCUAGCAUUCAUGAAACCCAAUCGGAUCAGGGGCGACCUUGUACUUUUAUUAUUUAUUCAUCUUUACAUUUCAAACUUGUCCCUAUUCAUAUACCCAGUUGACGAAAUGGUCAGCUGGGAAAGCAACCAGUUUCCAAACAUUUACUGUGGAUGCC
This is a messenger RNA of Seminavis robusta, 2307 nucleotides long. NCBI's taxonomy places the organism in Eukaryota, Bacillariophyta, Bacillariophyceae, Naviculales, Naviculaceae. The record is from the annotation of a GenBank genome assembly.